CAGGACGGGGAGCUGGAAGGUGGCUGGUGGUGAAGGAAGAGUCAAUCUGGGGAUCUCUAGAGAGCGUGGAGCGGUGCUUGUCCCGGAGUCCCUUUGAAGAGUUGAAGUCAGCACUCCCCUGGAUCUCAAAAGGUCUUGCCUGAGAUGGACAGCCGAAUUCCUUAUGAUGACUACCCUGUGGUUUUCCUGCCUGCCUAUGAGAAUCCCCCAGCAUGGAUUCCACCUCAUGAAAGAGUAUACCACCCAGACUACAACAAUGAAUUGACCCAGUUUCUGCCCAGAAUUGUCACACUAAAGAAGCCUCCUGGAGCUCAGUUGGGAUUUAACAUCAGAGGAGGAAAGGCCUCCCAGCUAGGCAUCUUCAUUUCCAAGGUGAUUCCUGACUCAGAUGCACAUAGAGCAGGACUUCAAGAAGGAGACCAAGUUUUAGCUGUGAAUGAUGUGGAUUUCCAAGAUAUUGAACACAGCAAGGCUGUUGAGAUCCUGAAGACCGCCCGAGAAAUCAGCAUGCGUGUGCGCUUCUUUCCCUACAAUUAUCAUCGCCAAAAAGAGAGGACUGUGCACUAGAGAGUUGCAGCCCAUGGCCCUCCAUGUGGAAUCUGCCAGGACAAACUAGCUAGGCCCAAGGGAAGCCACUUGGGAAGUUCUACUCUGAGCCAUUCCCUAGCAUAGUGGGGUGGGGAGGAUAGAGAGAAAGUUGUCAGCUUUGUUACCCAAACUGCACUGUACUUUUAGUUCCCUAAUUUUCUAGGCAAGCUUUAUUCUCUGAAAGGAACAGGAUGAAAAUGUCUAGGUAUGAUCUAGCCUGUGGGCAACCUAGCUAGGAAUGGCAACUGACAUUUAUUGGUUACCAUGGGCUUAGUACUUACACAUCUUUAUCAUUUUAAUUAUAGAAAUAAGUUAGAAAAUAUUUGGAACUUUCCAUCUGAUUGCCUGGCCAUUUCAUCUAUCCUUGUACUAUCAGAAUUGUCAUACAUGUUGGGUACUCCAAUAAGACACUUUUGCCCCUUCCUCCUCCUAUCAUCUCCCCCAAAAUGUAAAGUACAGUACUGAAUAAAUGUUGUUGUAACUUUUGAA
This is a messenger RNA of Ictidomys tridecemlineatus (thirteen-lined ground squirrel), 1077 nucleotides long. The record is from RefSeq and is a predicted model, not a curated record. NCBI's taxonomy places the organism in Eukaryota, Metazoa, Chordata, Mammalia, Rodentia, Sciuridae.